AUGGAUGCAUUCGACCACGACCUGAACUUCGAGGGGGAUGGCUUAUUAGACGACGUGCACAAUAGCGGGCUGCCUCCACUGCCCUUCACGCCCUCCUACGAGUUCGGCGACGCCUUCUCGAGCACCUUCGAAGACCCGUUUUCAUACCAAUCUGCACCGUAUGAAUCUCUCCUCGACGAAUCGAAUUCCAAUAACAAUGCGGAUGCCAAUACCAAUGCCCAAGAUCUCGACAAUAAACUGCUUGGUUUCGGCGCGCCGAUUCUCAAGGCACCGACUCUGGAUGAUGCGGGUCAGACAUGGCCAGCUAUGUCCGCCGAGCUGUACGGCAUGUUCUUCGUCGCCGAAGAUGUGUUUGGCGACAACAAUACCGGUGGCAACAGGCCGAUGGAAUUGACUUGCUACCGAAGGAAUCUCUUCCAGAUCAGCGGGACGGUGACGCUUAGUAGAGGAAUCAAGAGCAUGAUUAAUGAGCAGGGACAACAGGUCCCGUUAUACGAUUUGAUUGCGACGAUUUCUGCGCUGGAGAGCAUUGAGGGCAAGAGCACGGAGAUUAUUUCCGUGCCGUGGAAGACCUCGACUGUGACGAGCAGCGAGGAUAAAGCUGGAGCUGCACCGCCGAAAUGGCCUUUGGAUCUCAGCAUGAACCCCGAGCUCGACCCUACCUGUGUCUCGAUACCCAUUGCGUGGAAGCGGCUUCAGUUUAAGCACGCGACCGCUAACAAUGGACGGAGAAAGGGUCUGCAGCAACAUUAUGUUAUUCAGAUCAAUCUGAUGGCAACCCUUGCUACGGGAGAGACUGUGAAGCUGGCAGAGAUCCAGAGUGGACCGAUCAUUGUGCGGGGAAGAAGUCCGAGGAAUUUCGACAGCAGGAAAGACGUCCCGCUCAGCGAGAGAAAACUGGAGUCGAAGCCGAGGACGAUGAGUGAUUCAAAUAAUACGGCUCCGCAAGUGAAGGUUGAUCCAGGGGUCACGAAUAGCAAUUACAGAUUCUAUGCCCUGAAUCAAUUACAGCAACCCCUCGACCUCCCCGACUGGAACAACAGUAAUAACAUCAACCCCCUCCCCUCGCCCUCCCUCACCUCGUCCUCCUCGGACAACAGUCUCCCCCGCCAAGCCAAGAAACCCACCCUCUCCCACCAAACCUCUUUCCCAUCCACACGUCCUCCGGUCCCGCAAACACGGUGGAACUCCUUAGAGACGUCGGCCAGCAAAGCUGUUACGGAAGCAACUGCACCCAUUGACCUGAGUCUCGCAGAUGAUGAGUAUGGGAUCGGCAAGGCCCAUCCGGCAUUUGGGAGAGUGGGUGGGGACAUUAGUCCUGUGCUCGAGAAGGCGGGGAUGGUGGGGAAGAAGGGGCAGGUUGUGGGCGUGGGGAGCCCGGAGAGUGCGGACUUGUUGUAUGAGUAUUUUCCGUUGAGCUUGGAUGAUUGGAUGCCUCCUGUUGAUGCGAUUUAUCGACCUCAUGUUGUGCAUCAUACGAUUGUACCUCCGGAGCUCAAGGCAACGCAAUUGAAGAAUAAGACGAAGAGAUACUUCUCUGCAGACGAUUAA
Molecule: messenger RNA, 1551 nt
Organism: Hyaloscypha bicolor E
Lineage: Eukaryota; Fungi; Ascomycota; Leotiomycetes; Helotiales; Hyaloscyphaceae
Product: p53-like transcription factor
Exons: 4
Coding region: 1-1551 (516 amino acids)
Biological process (GO): positive regulation of transcription by RNA polymerase II; meiotic cell cycle
Cellular component (GO): nuclear chromosome
Molecular function (GO): DNA binding; DNA-binding transcription factor activity
Source: RefSeq, a predicted model, not a curated record